Molecule: messenger RNA, 2204 nt
Organism: Dicrocoelium dendriticum
Lineage: Eukaryota; Metazoa; Platyhelminthes; Trematoda; Plagiorchiida; Dicrocoeliidae
Source: the annotation of a GenBank genome assembly
GUGGUCCCGUCUAAUCUGCGGAACUCUGACCAGCAUGCUCUUGACAGGAUCCAGAGGCGCUUCACGAAAUAGUUAUGUGGAUAUUCCUCAAAAUUGACAUACAAAGCGAUGUGAUGAACUUGGAUUUGCCUUCGGCGAAUGAAACUGAACUUAUAUUUUCUUUACAGGUUCAUAAAUCCUGCAGUUGGCAAUCUGGAUGACGGCGUUCACAUCUCUUCAAAUAGCAGAUAUCCAAUCCGUAACAAAGUGUGUAAGUUCAUGACUUCAAAAUUUUCUAUGAGAAUCGGAGAACAUUUCUUUCCAACCCACUACUCAAGCAUUUGGAACAAACUUCCAAGUGAUAUCAGGACAUGCUAUACACUGCAAUUUGAAGCUUGCGAUUAGUAAGUAGUUGACCGUCCAAAACGUGAUUACUAUACUCGGGGCAUCACAAUCCCUAAAUAACGCUUUCGGAAACGUUAUCGGCGGUGCCUGAAUAAGUUUUCGAAACACAUACAUGUAACAUUUCGGACCACGGCACAUUUCAUUUCAUUUUUUUCGGCGCAAGCAUCUGUCAUGUGAUUGUGAAGAAUCCUGAUUCAAUGGCAAGAAAAUAUAGAACGCUUCUGAUUACUGUGUGUUACCUAUUUUGAAAAUGCGUCCAUGUUUAUUUUUGACGAAGUAGUGAUGCAUCGUCAUGAAAAGGUUGUACCAUAAUUUGAUCUGUUUCUUUUAGGGAACAGCUCGCAUCGUCGAGGAAUAUAUUAUUUAUUUAUCUACAACAUCACGGGUAGAUCCGAACCAAAAGUGCCCGUUGGCAGCCUGAGUAUGAUCUGAGUCCGCAUGGGAUGAUGAUUGAUGCCAACUUAUUCUGUCGGCUCCUAACUGGUUCCAACUUUUCUUUCAUUUCAGCUUACACCAAUGGCUCACGCGAUUUUGGAGACCAUUUUAGAUUUCUGUACUAUUAUUUUAACAGUCGGCUGGUCGGUCUUACUGGAGGCGGUGACCAACCUAUGGGCUUUACUUUUUCCAACUUUAAAAGAUCUUACAAACGAAACUGUUUUGGUUACAGGUGCAGGGAAUGGGAUCGGCCGCCUGAUGUGUCUGGAGUUCGCGAAAUACUGUCCCAAUCUGGUUGGUUGGGACGUGGACUUAGCAAAUCUCGAACAUACUGUCAACCUUGUAGCAAAAGAGCGUGGAUGUCUCCUUCGAGCGUAUGUAUGUGACCUUCGCUCCAGGGAAGACAUAAUGAACACGGCCAAGAGAGUCCUGCAGGAGGUUGGUCGCGUUACUAUUCUGGUCAACAAUGCUGGUGUUUUGAGCGCGCGUCCGAUUUUGGAUUUGACACCAGAGGAUAUCGAAGACACUUUCAAGGUCAACGUUUUAUCACAUUUUUAUACCAUCCAAGCUUUCCUCCCCUCCAUGAUUGGCGAUAACAAACCGAACUUGUUAAACUAUUCUGGAGAUGAAGCGAGAAUCGCCCCCAGCGGGCACAUAGUUGCUGUUUUGUCAGUGGCCAGUUUCAUCCCAUGUGUCGGGUUAUCUGAUUAUUGUGCUACGAAAUCCGCGGCCCUAAUGCUGUCAGAGUCUUUGGAACUGGAGCUGUCGGAAAAGGGUUUGCAUAAUCAAAUAUAUGUGACUCGCGUGUUCCCCUUUCUACUCAAUACUCGCAUGUUCGCCGGAUGUAAACCACGGCUACCUUGGCUGUUCGACAUCGUUGAUGCUGAAUAUUGUGCUCGCGCUAUUGUCAAUAGCGUUCGCACGAAUAGACGCGAAGUGUUUGUACACAACCGUUACAAACUGCUUCCACUCAUCAAAUGUCUAUUACCGGAUCGUGCACUUCGCUGCCUGUACAAUCUUACGAACACGCGACAAUUGAUCUCACAAAGGAAUAAAUUUGUCUCGACAGUCAACUCGUAGGUGCCAGAUUUCUUCUGGUGGUGUGCUCAGUUUGCAUUCACUUCCUCCAAACGAUACUCCAACUGGAUUCUGCUUGCUGUCCCCGCAACUUUGUCUGGAUCUGUUUGCCAUUUUACCCCGACGUCUUUUCGUUUCCACUUGCGAUUAAACAUUUUGUCAUGCUUUUUAUAGUUCACGCGACUGUCUCUUCCUUUUCGCUAUCUUUUCAUCACCCCCAUAUGCACCGUUAGAUGCCGAGGGACAGCCGCAUUACAUCAUAGUAAAUUGCAACAUCUUUCUGCCUUAUGCUUGUGCAUGUGUCUCUG